This is a messenger RNA of Trichoplax adhaerens, 1443 nucleotides long. RefSeq lists its product as uncharacterized. Lineage: Eukaryota; Metazoa; Placozoa; Uniplacotomia; Trichoplacea; Trichoplacidae. Bases 1 to 1443 code for a protein of 480 amino acids. The record is from RefSeq and is a predicted model, not a curated record. The transcript is spliced from 8 exons.
AUGAUGAUAAUUGGUUUUGUAUGGUACAAACGAUGGUUGAAAAAUAGAACAGUAUCUCGUAAGGGCUACUAUCAUAAUGACAAGCCACCUUCCAAUUCUCAUCUGAAUCAAUCUUCAAAGUGUUCUACUCCGGGUGAUUGCUUAAGUCAACCUAAAGAAUUAAUAGGGAACCCUUUAAGCAACGAACUCGAAAUCACUGAAAACCAAAUUAUUCACCAAGAUCUACAAUUAGAAAGUACUACUGUAACAAAUCUGGAUAAAUCGUCGUCCAUAAAUCACUCGUCAAGGGACUUAUCGGUGACGUCUAAUAAUCCUGUAUCUAACUCUGAGAGAGCUAGAAAUGUUACAGAUGAAUCGAUCAGUGUAGAUAAAGUAAAUAUUAGGCCUGGUACUGACGUAUCUUAUCAAAUUACUAAUUUGUUAACUGAUCAUACUUUAGCAACAACUAUCUCUUCACUCGAUUCUUGCAAGCAAAAAGAAUUCCAUGAUCCAUUAAUAGUAGGAAGUUCGUCCUGGAUGAAACAAAUUCUAGAUACUGAAGAUCAGGAUACCUUCAGCGAUUACAGCCACGAUUCACUCUAUGAUAGACUUAAAUCGCAUAUUGAUCUUGAUAGUUCAUCAGAUGUUAACAGUCUGAAUGCAGGAUUCGAGAAAUUAGAUGCUGAAGAUCAGGAUAGUUUCAGUGAUUACAGCCAAGAACCGCUCUUCUAUAAUAAACUUAAAUCGCAUAUUGAUCUUGAUGGUUCAUCAGAUUUUAAUAGUCUGAAUACAGGAUUAGAUGAAAAUUCUGAUACUAGUGCUUAUGGCACAAGACCUCCUAGUCAGAAACCUGAUUAUCAUCCGUCGAUAUACAUAUCGUAUUUUCCCGAUAGAGAAGGUCAUUCUCAGGAAGCUAAAGCUCUAACCAACCGUCUACGUCACCUUGGGUUUAAUGCAAUUUCACACGAAUACAAUACUUUAGCCAUUAACUAUCAAGGUCAAGGAAACUGGGUUGCAUCUAGCAUUAGAAAUGCAGAUAAGGUGAUAAUGAUUUUAUCCCCUGAAUAUUGCGAAAUUAGUAACUGGUUGUUAACUAAAGACAAAUCCGUUGGGAACUAUUACACGAACAAAUCUCUAAUUGAUUUUUUACGUGUUACUCAAGAAUUAACGGAAAUUAGAAACAUUAUCUGCAGUAAUGCCCAAAAAAACACUAAAACCUUUUUGGUAAGGCUAAAAACAAGUCAACAAUUAAACGCAUUGGAUGGCUUUAAUACAUUCCCUCUGCUGGAUUGGCCUAAAGAUGAAAACAAACUUGUAUGUUUUUUACAUAAUGUUGAAUAUUAUUUACCCAAACCAUUACCGAAAACAACAAAAGUUAUAAUCGAAGCAGACGGCGAAGUUAUAACGUCUGUUGUUAGUGAAAAACAAUCAGAUGAAGUUACGGUCAUCACUACUACAUGUUGA